Serinus canaria (Common canary) is the source of this 1688-nucleotide messenger RNA. RefSeq names its product poly(rC) binding protein 2 (gene PCBP2). Gene Ontology annotation, molecular function: mRNA binding; single-stranded DNA binding. NCBI's taxonomy places the organism in Eukaryota, Metazoa, Chordata, Aves, Passeriformes, Fringillidae. Gene Ontology annotation, biological process: positive regulation of transcription by RNA polymerase II. The coding region runs from base 166 to 1602 and encodes 478 amino acids. Gene Ontology annotation, cellular component: nucleoplasm; cytoplasm; nucleus. The transcript has 16 exons. The record is from RefSeq and is a predicted model, not a curated record.
CCGCCGCCGCCAUCCCGCGCGCCCGCCCGCCGCGCUCCCUCCCCGCCUCCCCCCCCCUCCCUCCCGCCCUCCCUCCUCCCGCUCCGCCCGGAGCGCCCUUCGCCCAACGCCGUUACCGGCGCCGACACAGCCGAGGCCCGAGUGCUGCCGCAGCCUGAACCCACCAUGGACACCGGAGUCAUCGAAGGGGGUCUCAAUGUCACGCUCACCAUCCGGCUACUCAUGCACGGAAAGGAGGUGGGAAGCAUCAUUGGGAAGAAAGGGGAGUCCGUGAAGAAGAUGCGUGAGGAGAGCGGAGCUCGCAUCAACAUCUCGGAAGGGAACUGCCCCGAGCGGAUCAUCACCCUCGCGGGACCCACCAACGCCAUCUUCAAAGCUUUUGCGAUGAUCAUUGACAAACUGGAAGAGGACAUCAGCAGCUCCAUGACCAACAGCACGGCUGCCAGCCGGCCCCCGGUCACCCUCCGGCUUGUGGUCCCCGCCAGCCAGUGCGGGUCCCUCAUUGGCAAAGGAGGCUGCAAGAUCAAGGAGAUCCGAGAGAGCACGGGGGCACAGGUCCAGGUGGCAGGGGACAUGCUGCCCAACUCGACUGAGCGAGCCAUCACCAUCGCUGGGAUCCCACAGUCCAUCAUCGAGUGCGUCAAACAGAUCUGCGUCGUCAUGCUUGAGUCUCCCCCGAAGGGUGUCACCAUCCCGUACCGACCCAAGCCAUCCAGCUCUCCCGUCAUCUUUGCAGGCGGCCAGGACAGGUACAGCAGCGGCAGUGCGAGCUACCCCCACACCGCCCCAUCCAUGUGCCUCAACUCUGACUUGGAGGGACCACCUCAGGAGGCCACCCGGCAGCCACUGCAUGGCAACGAACUUGGGCCAAUUCCAGCCUGGGCUGCAGUUCUUCCGGCCUAUACCAUUCAAGGACAGUAUGCCAUUCCACAGCCAGAUCUGACCAAGCUGCACCAGUUGGCAAUGCAACAGUCACACUUUCCAAUGUCUCAUGGCAACACUGGAUUCAGUGGCGUUGACUCCAGCUCUGCAGAGGUGAAAGGCUAUUGGGGUUUGGAUGCCUCUGCCCAAACCACCUCCCAUGAACUCACCAUUCCAAACGAUCUGAUUGGCUGCAUCAUCGGGCGUCAGGGCGCCAAGAUCAACGAGAUCCGCCAGAUGUCCGGGGCUCAGAUCAAGAUUGCCAACCCCGUGGAAGGCUCUACUGACAGGCAGGUGACCAUAACUGGAUCUGCAGCGAGCAUCAGCCUGGCCCAGUAUCUAAUUAAUGUCAGUUUAGAAAGCGCUAAACCCUCCUCCCAGGCAGCCUCCGUCACGAUCCCUGACCACCUCAGCAUCAACCUCUCUCAACCCUCCACCCCUUCUUCUUCUUCCUCCUCCACCACCACCCCCUCGCUCGCCACCGCGGGGGCCUCCGACGCACCCUCCAGCCUCCCCAACCCUCUUCCGACCGCCCCUUGUGUCUCCAGUCUGCUUGGCAUGAAACCUGUCCCUCUCCUGGCGCUAAAUGUCGUGUCUGCGGCCAAAGGCGCCGCGGCGCCCGCCGUGCCCUGUGUCACUAACAAACUCAAAGCGGAGAAGCAAAGGUUUUCCCCGUACUGAGCCUGCUCCAGGGGGUGGCAGCACCAGGAACCCCGGAGAGGAGACUUGGAACAGCAGUUUUUUUUGGUUUUUUUUCCUUUUUUUUU